AUGAAAGCAGUGGAAUCUGGACAGCUGAAAUCAUCAAAGCGUGAAGAUUCCUUUACUACCCGAGGCUUCUCCAAUUGGAAGAAUGCGACCACUGCCUUUAAGAAGCAUGAAGUAAGUGAUUGCCAUAAGGAAGCAGUUGAUAUCCACACUCUUCCUGAGCAAUGUGAAGAUAUUGCACUCACUAUGCAGAGGUCAUUGAGUGAGGAAAGGCAAGUCAAUCGUAGGAUGUUGCAUGUUAUAAUUAGGUCAAUCAAGUAUUCUGCUCGGCAAGGCUUGGCACUUAGGGGUCACAGCAGUGAUGAGGGGAAUUUUAUUCAGCUAUUAAAGCUUCAAAGUGAAACAGAUCCUGCCUUGCAAACAUGGCUGCCAAAAGAGUGUGAAAAGUACACGUCUGGAGAAAUUCAGAAUGAAAUUUUACAAAUCAUGGGCAAUUCCAUCCUUCGUAAAAUAUCUAAACAUGUGCACGAUAAUGCUUACUAUGCGUUGAUGGCAGAUGAAGUAACAGAUUCCUCAAACCGUGAGCAGUUUGUCAUUUGCUUUUGCUGGGUAGAUAGUGAUUCUUUUAGUGUUAAUGAGAACUUAAUUGGCUUCUAUCGAGUAGUGCUGGGCGAUAGUAUCGAUAGUUAUCACUAUCUCAAUAGUACAGUACUAUCACUAUCGCGAUAUUAA
This is a messenger RNA of Amphimedon queenslandica, 669 nucleotides long. Its product is annotated as zinc finger MYM-type protein 1-like. The record is from RefSeq and is a predicted model, not a curated record. Lineage: Eukaryota; Metazoa; Porifera; Demospongiae; Haplosclerida; Niphatidae. The transcript has a single exon. Bases 1 to 669 code for a protein of 222 amino acids.